Pseudophryne corroboree (corroboree frog) is the source of this 4930-nucleotide messenger RNA. It is a transcript of the gene GAS7, whose product is annotated as growth arrest specific 7. Gene Ontology annotation, biological process: actin filament polymerization; neuron projection morphogenesis. Gene Ontology annotation, cellular component: cytoplasm; plasma membrane; actin filament. The record is from RefSeq and is a predicted model, not a curated record. The transcript is spliced from 14 exons. Lineage: Eukaryota; Metazoa; Chordata; Amphibia; Anura; Myobatrachidae. Gene Ontology annotation, molecular function: actin filament binding. Bases 307 to 1731 code for a protein of 474 amino acids.
CACACCCACUUCUCAUAGCCUGCUCUGGGCUGUGCUGUAGUCAUUGGCUCCUCAGCAGAAUGUACUGCUUUUCACACACUGCUCCCCUCCCUCCCAGUGCUGGGUUGUACUGCUGUGUGACAACGCUGUUGCCUGCACUCUUCAGUCAGGAGUGAGCAAAGCUGGAUUGAGCCACUAGAUCGAUGGAAACCAUGAAGGGUUAACUCCCUGCAACCUCGCUGCUGAUCUCUUCAGGGCAAGGGUGGAAGACAGGGGUCUGACUGUCUGCUUUCAUCACUUUCUUCUGCCUUGGAGGAGUACUCUGACAUGUCUGGGGCUCUGUGUAAAAGUCUAUAUGCUUUUACUGGGGACCAGCAUCAACAAGGACUAAAGUUUGAGGCUGGGGAGGUGAUUACAGUUCUGCAGGUGCUGGAUGGAGGCUGGUGGGAAGGGGAGAAGGACGGAGUCAGAGGCUGGUUCCCUGCUAGUUAUGUGCAGAUCUUGGAGAAACCUGGUAUGAUGAACCCACAGAGAAUUGAAGAUUCUACCCAGGGUACUCUCCCCCAGGGCUGGCAGUGUUACAUGUCUCCACAAGGCCGUAGAUACUAUGUAAACACAAUCACCAAUGAGACAACGUGGGAGAGACCGAACAGUUCACCUGUGAGCAUAAAAAGUCCAUUAGUUAAGAAGACCUCGUUACCUACAGUAAAUGGAUUCCAUUCGUCAGGUUCUCCUUUACAUCAGCAGGAAUCUGGUCAUGUAAACAUCCGAAAACCCAACAGUGACCCCCAGAGCCCAGGGUCCCUGUCACCCACCAAAAAACAGAAUAAGGAGACAAUCCUCACAAUAAACUGUGUAACUUUUCCCCACCCUGACACAAUGCCGGAACAGCAGCUGUUAAAGCCUGGAGAGUGGAGUUACUGCGAUUACUUCUGGGCAGAUAAAAAGGAUCCACAAGGUAACAAUACAGUAACUGGAUUUGAAGAGCUCCUCCAGAAACAGCUGAAGGGGAAGCAAAUGCAGAAAGAAAUGGCAGAAUUUAUCCGUGAACGAAUAAAGAUCGAAGAAGAAUAUGCAAAAAAUCUUGCAAAAUUAUCACAAAAUUCACUGGCAUCACAGGAGGAAGGAACUCUGGGAGAAUCGUGGGCACAAGUAAAGAAAAGUCUUGCAGAUGAGGCUGAGGUUCAUCUUAAAUUUUCCUCAAAGUUACAAAGCGAGGUGGAGAAACCGCUACUUAAUUUCAGAGAAAACUUCAAAAAAGACAUGAAAAAGUUUGACCACCACAUAGCAGACCUACGGAAGCAGCUUGCCAGCCGUUAUGCAGCAGUGGAAAAGGCCAGGAAAGCUUUGGCCGAGAGGCAGAAGGAUCUUGAAGUGAAAACACAACAGUUAGAAAUUAAACUGAGCAACAAGACAGAAGAAGAUAUUAAGAAGGCUCGGCGGAAGUCAACACAAGCAGGUGAUGACUUGAUGCGGUGUGUGGACCUUUACAACCAAGCACAGUCCAAAUGGUUUGAAGAGAUGGUGACAACCACUUUGGAAUUGGAGAGGUUGGAGGUGGAACGUGUUGAGAUGAUACGUCAGCACCUUUGUCAGUACACACAGUUACGGCAUGAAACAGACAUGUUUAACCAAAGUACCGUAGAACCUGUGGAUCAGCUGCUGCAGAAAGUGGAUCCCACCAAAGACAGGGAAUUAUGGGUGAAGGAGCAUAAGACAGGCGACAUCAGACCCAUUGACAUGGACAUAUAGUCUUCUGUUGCAGAAGUUUUGCCAUUCUUGUGGUUUGAGGGUUAUUUAUACAGCUGCAGCCUGGUUAUUGUAAACUGCUGUAAGAUAUACAAGGUCAUUUAUUACUGUGUCACCAAAUAAUUAUUUUUAAUAAGGGACACUGGGAUUUAUUUGUUUCAAUCUAUGAAUGUGGAAUGUAGACAUUGGCAUGUAGCAUGUCACACAUGCGGCCCAGACUCUUAGCCUGUCUUUGAUCCAGAUUUAUAAGGUUUGGAACACUAGAUGCCACAUAAAGGCAAUGCAUAAAAUGUGCUUUUCCAAACAAAGGCUUGAUCUGUUUCGGGUAAAAUUAGAAGUUAACGGUGCCUGAUUUGCUAGAACACUAGGGGGGAAUUCAAUUAGCCGUGGUAGAUUGCCGCAGGCUAAUUGAGCUCUGCGGGGAUAUUCAGUUAGCCCCAACGCCAGGAGUCAUCAUGGAUUUUUAUUCACCUGCCUCAGGCAGACAAAAAAAAAUUCCUUAUAACGCUGGGUCUAAUGGGUGCCGCGUUGGGGUUAACGCACAACUCCUUUUCACGGAUUCUGAGAGUAAACGCCUAUUAGCACAUUAAGAUAACGGGGCUUAACAAGCCUAUUGGGAGAAGCCGGGAGGCUAAUUGAAUAACCUUGGGCAUUAAUGCCCGAGGUUACCUCUAGCUGUCACCCUCUGUAUUUUACCGCGGGUAAUUGAAUUUACCCCUUGUUGCAUAAGCACUAGCUGCAUGCAUAUCAGUAAUUAUAUCUAACAGAGCAAACCACAAAUUUUAAAACUUAAAUUUAAAGAAUCUGUAUUUGUGGUCUGCAUCUCAGAAACAUGGGCGCGAUCAGAGAGUUGAAUAGAAAUAAAUAUUAGAAUAAUCUGUUGUCACAACUUUAUUGAUUACAGAAAAGUGUAGUUCCUUUUUUUUUUCCAGCUAUGGCUCUAGAAAAUAUUAUACAAUGUAGUCUGAAAUCCCGGAGUUCUGUACUUCUGAAUGAAAGCUCUUAAAUGUGCAUUCCAAUAGCUUUGCUAUGCACAGGCAGAUGCAGUCAUUUAAUCUGAGCAUUGAAUGGCACUUUAUGUCCAGUUUGGUUACUCAGUGGUGACCUAAUUGGAUGAAUGUGUGGCUUGAUGCUCAAGCUAAUUGACGGAACCAUGUGAGGCCUAGCUAGUAUAACUUGCUGAAGACGUGCGCACCAGCAGAUUAUGGUCACCUGAUCUAUCCCUGUCAGAUGUUCAACAUUGCUGGUGGCUGCUGUGAUAUGCAGCCACUUUGGUAAUAACAAGACUGGUCAGCUGCAGUAUAUAAUGAUUACCUAGAGGCUGCUGUAUUGUACAGUGGAAUCUGUGCAGUUAGGUCCUGGAUAUUUAUAGACAUAUGUUUAUAGUCUGCACUCCAGUAAUUACAUUGUGUUGAGUUGCAUUACUGCUAGAUUUUGUUGUAGCUGUUAACAGCCCUCUUCAAGAAAGCAAUCAAAUUAUUAUGAAUUGUAACAAUUCAGGCCAUGACUUCUGCUUAAUUAAAUGAAAAUGCAAUAAUCAAGGCUUUGCAGUACUUUUGGUUGGCCUAUUGGGAAAGGAUGGAACAGCGGAUAGAUGAAAAUAUUAUAGUAUGAUGUGCUUUAUUCAUAUCCACAAAAUAAUAGAAAACUCUUGCACAUAGAAGACUAAAUAAACAAGCCUGUCAAGCUCAUUACCCUGUAAAUCAUGUUACAUUCAGUUUCUUAUACAGGAAACAGUUACCAGGAAAAAUAAUUGAUUGGCUGGGACACCUUGGUUUGUUUUAUUGUUUCAAACCCAAUACAGCAAGCCAGUGACUGUGCCCACUGGUGCAGAGGGGAGGGGGGAGCUCGGGUACUAAUUACCCAGGACCGUUGCCCUCCGAGAAUAUAAUUACCUUCUUCUGGGAAGUGGGUCCCUCCACCACAGCCAGCACCAUCUUCCCAGUGACAGCUUCCGCACAUUGAGAGCAAAGACUCUGGUAUAUAACUGGGAAGAUGGCGCCAUCCGAGGAGGGAAGAUCCGCUUCCCGGAGCAAGCAAGUGUUGGGGCCCGCAUGACUCUCUACAGCCCUGACUGUACCAAGCCAUGCCAUUAAUGAAGAACAGCCUUCCUUCUUAUAGCUCAUUGUAUUUGCUGUGCCACAUUAUUGACAAUGACCAUGUAUUUUACCAGUAUUCACUGGGUUUAUCAGACACUUGUACCAAAUUACAGUAUGCACCAAUGAGCCAUUACACAGUUCUGAACACAAAGUGCAGCCAAAGCUACUGACAAUAGAAGAGACCAUCUGUGUACCAACGGAACUCCUCACACACUGGAUCAAGAUGCCUACUAGAUUUAUAUUCAUACUGUACAUAGGUGGAAAAACCAAUGACAUCAGUGUGGCAAAAAGGAUUUUAUUUUUGGACUGGGCAGUCAUGGGCCUGUAGGAAAUGUUACUACAGGGGGAGUUGAAGCAGUAGACUACAUAAGACGUUCUUUUAAACUUGUAGGACUCAUUUUUAAUUUUCAAACCAAUAUGAAUGGUUAACUACUGCAUACUGAGGUACUGGGUACCCCGUCUCAUUUUAGGGGAGUAAUUUGUGUGUGUGAGAUAGAUAUAUAUAUAUAUAUAUAUAUAUAUGUGUGUGACAGAAUCUGAAAAUGUCUUUGAUGGACUGGCUACAAUAUAAUGUUAUUUUCUAUUAAAAAAAGUCUUUAUUGAGGAUAUGAAAAAAAUAAUCUUUUUUUGACCAUGUUUCCUUUCAUUUCAGUCAUAAUUUCUUACUUUUCCAGUACUGAGAUGAUAUUCAGUCCAAAACUUUAAGAACGUGUAUUUGCUUACUAUACUUUACAUUGAGAUAAGACACAGAAAGUAGCAUAAAUGGUUUUAAACCGUAUGUAAUAAGACGUACAGUUAAGGCAAGAUUUUUGUUCCUCAUAUUUUCUAUAAUAUCUCGCUAUGUGUUUAGAAAAUGAAGACGUUUUACAGUAUAACAGGUGUUAAUGUUUUAAGGGGUUCUGUGAUUGAAAGUCCUGUGGAAUACUAUGCAGCUGUAAGUGUGUUAAAUAGAAGGAUUCAUAACCAUUCAGAAAGUACAAAGUGCAGUGGAGUUCUGGGCUGUCAAUAUGUGGCAAAACUCACCGGUAUAUGCUGUUGUGUUAAGGUAAUGGGGGUAUUCUAUUAGCCGUGGUCAUUUUUCACACUGAAAUAUCGGGGGGGGG